AUGCAGCAACUGUUCCAUGAGAAUUAUGAACAUAAUCGGAAGGGUUAUAUCCAAGACCUUCACAAUAGCAAAAUCCAUGCAGCCAUAACACUUCACCCCAACAAAAGGCCUGCCUACCAAUACAGGCUUCAUAAUUAUAUGCUCAGCCGCAAGAUUUCUGAACUCCGCUACCGCACCAUCCAGCUCCACCGGGAGAGUGCUUUGAUGAGCAAGCUCAGUAACAGUGAGGUGAGUAAAGAGGACCAGCAGCUGGGAGUGAUGCCUUCUUUCAACCACUUCCAGCCCCGGGAGAGAGAUGAAGUGAUAGAAUGGGAGUUCCUGACGGGCAAACUCCUUUACUCAGCAUCUGAGAACCAGCCUCCUCGACAGAACAUCAACAGCAUCCUAAGAACAGCCCUGGAUGACACGGUCCUGCAGGUGAUGGAGAUGAUCAAUGAAAAUGCCAAGAGUAGGGGACGGCUCAUUGACUUCAAGGAAAUUCAAUAUGGCUACCGCAGGGUUGAUCCCAUGCAUGGGGUAGAGUACAUAUUGGAUUUACUCCUCUUAUAUAAAAGACACAAGGGGAGGAAACUAACUGUGCCUGUGAGACGUCAUGCUUAUCUUCAGCAGUUGUUCAGCAGGCCUUUCUUCAGAGAAACCGAAGAGCUAGAUGUCAACAGUCUUGUGGAGAGUAUUAACAGUGACACUCAGUCAUUCUCCUUUAUAUCUAAUUCUUUAAAGAUACUAUCUUCUUUUCAAGGUCCCAAAGAAAUGGGAGGGCACAAUGAAAAGAAAAUACACAUUCUUGUUCCUCUCAUUGGAAGGUAUGACAUUUUCUUAAGGUUCAUGGACAACUUUGAAAAAACUUGUCUUAUUCCAAAGCAGAAUGUAAAGCUGGUCAUCACCCUUUUCAGUAGGGAUUCUGGCCAAGAUUCCAACAAGCAUAUCGAGCUGAUAAAAGAAUAUCAGAACAACUACCCUAAAGCAGAACUUACCUUGAUCCCCAUGAAGGGAGAGUUUUCCAGAGGUCUCGGUCUUGAAAUGGCUUCUUCCCAGUUUGACAAUGAUACUUUGCUGCUAUUUUGUGAUGUUGACUUGAUCUUCAGAGGAGACUUUCUCCAACGGUGUAGAGAUAAUACAAUUCAGGGACAACAGGUAUACUACCCUAUCAUCUUUAGCCAGUAUGACCCAAAGGUAACCAAUGGAGGAAAUCCUCCCACUGAUGAUGACUUUGUCUUCUCAAAGAAGACUGGAUUUUGGAGAGACUAUGGAUAUGGAAUUACCUGUAUUUAUAAAAGUGAUCUUCUGGGUGCAGGUGGAUUUGAUACCUCAAUACAAGGCUGGGGACUGGAAGAUGUCGAUCUCUACAAUAAAGUCAUUCUAUCUGGCUUAAGGCCUUUCAGAAGCCAAGAAGUGGGAGUGGUGCAUAUUUUCCAUCCAGUUCAUUGUGACCCUAACUUGGAUCCUAAGCAGUAUAAGAUGUGCUUAGGAUCUAAGGCAAGUACUUUUGCGUCCACCAUGCAACUGGCUGAACUCUGGUUGGAAAAACAUUUGGGUGUCAGGUACAAUCGAACUCUCUCCUGACAGUCCAGGCAACACAUAUUGCCUUUUUCAAGGGGAGUUUACCUCAUUGUUGGUUGUUGUUAUUUUUAUUUUAUUAUUGUUAUUUUUAUUAUUAUAAUUAUUAUUGUUAUAAUUUUAUUUUGUUAUCCUGGUCUUAAACUACUCUUGGUUGUCUUCCAAAGGGUGUUUGUUGACCUCAAGCAAGAAAAGUCUGCAGUUCACUGAUAUUUCAGAUUUCUACUGAAAUCAAUUCUCUAUUACUUUUAUAUAUCUUUAUUUGAGAUUGAGUUAAAUUGUGGCAAUCAAAUGACUUUUGAAGCUCAUUCCACAUGAGAGACAGCUUAGAAGAAUGUUCUCUUGGGGCUUAAAGAUGCAAUAUCGACUUUUAUUUUGUUUGUUAAAUUCAAUGUGAUACAAAUAUUUACUGGUGAAAGGUACCACAAAAGUGCUUUAUGCUUCCUAUGGGGAAGGGACUCUGUAACAUAAACUUGAGUUUUGUAAUUUAUACAAGGACUUAAAUAUAUAGACAAUAAUUUUCUUCAUCUUUAGAAUUUUUAAAGUAAAUGAACACUUAUGAUUGUAUGUUUAUUUUUAAAAAAAAAAGUUUUAAAAAUUGAGGAGUUUUGUUCCACAAGCAACCGGUACUGGCUACCCUGGUCUUCUGACAAUUAUGUACUCCUCACAACUGUCUGCUAUAAAUGCGAAUGAACUUUAUUUUCUCAAGGAAAUAUGAUUUAAUUAAAUAUUCAUGUACAUUUUAGAAGCUUUAUGAAACGAUGUCCUUCAUUUGCUGGCAAGAAGAUAAAAUAUGACAGAACCUGGUUAUUUAUAAUAAAACACAGGUAUAACAGUAAUCUUUUCCAAAAACUCUGAAGAGGUUGUGCUGUUUCCUUUCAGUCAUACCUGAUGUAUUUCUUAGCAGUCAUACUCACCAAAUGUGCUUGCUACAUAGACUGGAAAAGUUAAUAAGGGAUUAUGGGCAUACUGUUUGUAUUAUUAUGCUUUAAAUCCUGGCCUUUCACAACUGA
This is a messenger RNA of Lontra canadensis (Northern American river otter), 2570 nucleotides long. Its product is annotated as chondroitin sulfate synthase 3. Gene Ontology annotation, cellular component: Golgi cisterna membrane. The transcript has a single exon. The record is from RefSeq and is a predicted model, not a curated record. NCBI's taxonomy places the organism in Eukaryota, Metazoa, Chordata, Mammalia, Carnivora, Mustelidae. Gene Ontology annotation, molecular function: glucuronosyl-N-acetylgalactosaminyl-proteoglycan 4-beta-N-acetylgalactosaminyltransferase activity. Bases 1 to 1563 code for a protein of 520 amino acids.